AUGGACCGUUACGAAAAUCGACAUGAAAACAUCCAGUCGCGAAUCAAACUACACAGUCAACUUUUUGUGGUGAAGAACACUCUACUGUUUGUUAUAAGGUUGUCCUUGAAUAGAAUAUUACCAAAUAGCCUGGUUGAAGAGAUCGUAAUUGGAAUUGAAAACGUAUUCCUCUUGAACUUCCUUGUGUUUGGUGGAUUUGUUUACACGCUAAUCACUGAAAAAGUUGAAACCUACAGAAGCACAUUAAUCAUUCUCUCAAUGUUCUACCUUGGUAUACUUUCAGUCAGUUUUCAAACACUGAUUGCACUGGUGAAAGAGAAGAUGCUUUUGUGUAUCAUAUUACUUCUGCUAAUUUUCACGACAAUGACGUACGAAAUGACGAUAUCAUUCGAGUUCUACACCAAACUGUGGUACAUCACAACUUGUAAAUUGUCACAUUUCACCAAAGACGCACAAAUCAUCGAAGCAUAUCAAAAAAGAAACAGCCUCAUUGGCUUGCGUAUCGGAUACAGCAUUUUGCUUGGACAAGCAAUUUAUAUGCUACUAGUCAAAUACGUCUACACAGAGCACGUUCCAAUGAAAGGUGAUCAGGCAAAUCUCAACUCACUUAGCGAAACCGAAAUAUUCAAUUGGCUCUACGUGGUCACAUAUGUGAUCAUUCUCGGUGCUCUUAAUUUCAGAAUCAAUGAGGAAUACAAGAAGCAAAGAACCACACUAAUGAUCAUAAUAUUAUUUGAUUUUGCACUGACUAUAGAAAAUGUCAUAGUAUAUGGGCUCCACAAUGAUACAGACUACGACUUCUCUAUGAAUCUUAUAAUCGCUGUUAUCUACGACUUAUAUGGUAUGGUGGUCAUAUGGAAUGAAUAUCACUCUCUUGAUUCAGGUCUGAAGACCAUCUUCGAAGAAAUGAAAAAGAAGAAACAGCUGGUCAACAAACUCUAG
Messenger RNA from Enterospora canceri, 942 nucleotides. The record is from the annotation of a GenBank genome assembly. Lineage: Eukaryota; Fungi; Microsporidia; Enterocytozoonidae.